This is a messenger RNA of Elgaria multicarinata webbii, 1452 nucleotides long. Its product is annotated as mucin-2-like. The record is from RefSeq and is a predicted model, not a curated record. Bases 40 to 1026 code for a protein of 328 amino acids. NCBI's taxonomy places the organism in Eukaryota, Metazoa, Chordata, Lepidosauria, Squamata, Anguidae. The transcript has 5 exons.
UUCGCCGCCGCCGACCAACGCAUUCCGAUCCAGCCCAGCAUGGCGGCAACGCGUCGCUCCCUCUACAGCCUCCCCAGUGUUUGCUGCCUCCUCGCUGGAACCAUCCUGUCCCUGCCAGGAAAUGGGCAGAAUUUAUCAACAACCCCACCUACCGCGCUUCCCCACAGUGAGGCUGGCAGCCUCGGUUCCUGGACAAUUGUCCCCCCUACUGUCAUCAGUGAGGACGGCAAUAUCACAGGUGCUUCACAGUUAAAUGCCAGCAGCUCCAGCCCACCUGAAACACUGGCUCCUAUCACACUCAGCUCCUUGAAAACCACAACAAGACUACAGACUACAGGCCAUCUUGCUCAUAGUAGCGUUGACUUCCCUUCCCUUUCUACUCCUACUGCAAACUUCAUGGAAACUAACAAGUCUAGCCAGUAUGAUGCAGAACCCAGCAAUACUACAUCUUGGGUUAUUUCCAGCACUAACGGCAUGACUACAGAAACCCCUCACUCAGAGGAGACGCAAGGACCAACAGCUACUCACCAGCCAAAGUCUUCCAUAUUCAACACCUUGGGGCCUACUGAAAGGAGACCAGAACCCAUGCUAGUGACAGAUCAUGAAGUUGUCACAGAGGAGAGCACUGCUGAAUCCACAACAGCUCUAAGUGCUACUGUUACUGAUGGACGAACACUCACACGGAAUGCAUCUAGCACUACCACACAAACAUCUGGGGUUCUCUCCUCCACGCUCAUAUCUAAGGGAGUCCCACCUGCAGAAACAGAACAACCAGUUAACCAUGUACAAAAGAUAGCUGAAGCUGAUGGGGAAGAUUUGCCCAGUAUUCCAGAAGCCAGCCCUGUUGGUGAGGAUCCUCUGGUGGUCGCUCUUAUCUUCAUCUUCAUUGCAACAGCAGGGAUCCUGGCUCUUAUGGGCUUUUUGAGGUAUCGCCAGCGCAGCGGUCGGCCACAGUUUCGGCGACUUCAAGAUUUGCCGAUGGAUGACAUGAUGGAGGACACACCUCUUUCCCUCUACAGCUACUAAGCAAGCGGAAGACAGUCUGCAUUCAGAUUCUGACAAGUCAAAGGAGGGACAAAGCCUGCAAAGGAACCUGACUGGGAAGAGAUUCCCCUGUAAGGGUUGAGAGCUGCUGUACUAAUUUGCACAUGACUUAUACCGAUGUGAGUCAGAUGACUUAGUUUAUAAAGACACCUUUUAAUGCUUAGUUUUGGGAAUUGGAGCCAAACCUUUCCGUGAUACCUCUGAACUCUCUGUGCUUGGAGGCACACAGCUCUGGGGAAAAGAGCUUCCUGCAGGCUUUCAUUUGGGGGGCAAUGGAGGCUGCACCUGAAUUCUAAGGAGCUGCACUGCCAGGACACACAAGAGGAAAGUGAAGUAAGUCAGCCUAGUAGCAGCCACGGAGUGUGUUACUUGUGAAUGGAAAUGCAACCCAACUGUGAUUUGGAAGCC